Molecule: messenger RNA, 2638 nt
Organism: Sitophilus oryzae (rice weevil)
Lineage: Eukaryota; Metazoa; Arthropoda; Insecta; Coleoptera; Curculionidae
Product: facilitated trehalose transporter Tret1-like
Exons: 9
Coding region: 248-1723 (491 amino acids)
Biological process (GO): transmembrane transport; carbohydrate transport
Cellular component (GO): membrane
Molecular function (GO): sugar transmembrane transporter activity
Source: RefSeq, a predicted model, not a curated record
UUAUUUGUUUUUGUUGUUAGAGGACAAUCAUAGAGGACAAUUAAUGUUUUUAUAUUAAUAAAAUCUAAUUAUGUGAUGCCAUUCAUAAUUGAUGUGAAAAACACACUUCUUAAAGAGCGAUAAGAACAGAAAUAUAAAAAUGCUUUUUGGUCAACGUGCAAAUCCAGCAGAAAAAUAGUUUUAGCAUAUUGGUAGAUAGAUUUUUAAGGACUGAUUUAACAAGGAUUUAACAAAUAUCACUUUGAAAAUGAGCCAAGACAGAGAUUCUUUGUUGAACAACGGGAGUAUAAACUCAAUUUCUAGUAACCAUUUCGAUAAUAUUGAAUCCCAUGCUGCAGAUAGUGGCAGUCAGGAUACACCUUCGUAUGCACCUCCAAAAAUAUUUAGGCAAUUAUUUGCUGGCUUUUCAGCUUGUUUAUCGGCAUUAAGUGCUGGUGUUGUACUAGGAUGGACAUCUCCAAUUUUAGAUUACCUCACCUCUGGAAAAUAUAAUGAUAUUCCAAUUGAUAAUAAUACAAUGGGAUGGAUAGGGUCCUUCGCAACAUUAGGUGCUAUGGCAAUGUGUAUUCCAGCAGGAUUUAUAUGUGAUCUCAUAGGUCGUAAAAAAGCAUUACUUGCUUUGAUGAUACCAUUCUUAUUGGGAUGGAGUCUUAUUAUUUUUGCCAGAACUAUUUUGGAACUAUAUUUUGGCAGGUUAAUAACUGGAAUGGCUGUUGGUGCUUGUUGUGUAGCAGCUCCCCUUUAUAAUGGUGAAAUUGCUCAUCAAGAUAUUAGAGGAAAACUAGGUAGUUUCUUUCAAUUAAUGAUAUGCACUGGCAUUUUUCUCGCUUAUUUAGUUGGAAAGUUUUUAUCUCCACAUCAGUUCACUCUGUUUUGUGCCAGCAUGCCUUUUGUAUUUUUGGUAUGUUUUGUGUUCCAACCAGAAUCACCAAAUUAUUUGAUGAAGAAGUUUCAGUAUGAAAAUGCAAGAAAGGCACUCUUAGUAUUAAGAGGGGAGAAUUAUAAUGUUGAUGAAGAAUUAUUACAGAUAGAAGGUCAUUUAAAGGAAUCCUCUCAGUCAGCUGUAUCUUUAAGAUCUAUAUUCUCAAAGAAGUCUGUGAAAGUAGCUAUAUUAAUAUCUUUUGGCUUAAUGGUGUUUCAACAAAUGACUGGUAUAAAUGCUAUUAUUUUGUAUUCCAGCAACAUGUUCAAAUCAGUUGGUGUACAUUUAGACCCAAAUCUAGGCACUAUAAUGAUUGGUUUGUUCCAAAUGAUAGCAACAUUUUUGGCUAGUUUAUUAAUUGAAAAACUGGGUAGAAAAUUGCUUCUGUUUAUUUCAAUGUCCACAGUUACAGUUUGCUGUGUGGUAAUUGCUAUAUAUUUAUCAGUUAAACCGCAUUUGGAUAAUGAAGAGCUUAAGGAAAUCAGCUUUUUACCAGUCACAGCUUUUUGUCUAUUCGUAAUAGCUUUCUCAUUUGGAAUUGGUCCAAUACCUUGGAUGAUUUCAUCCGAAAUAAUACCAACUGAAAUAAGAAGUAUGGUCAGUUCCACAGCUGGAACCCUUAACUGGUUUUUAGCUUUUAUGGUGACCAAAGUGUAUUUACUAGUCGCAGGUGAAGCAUGUAUAUUUUAUAUUUUUACCGUUUUUACAUUGUUAGGAACAAUAUUUGUUUUACUGGUUGUGCCUGAAACUAAAGGAAAAAGCAUAACACAAAUUCAAGAAGAACUAAAUAAUGUUUUUUAGAAUAUUUUGUUAUACCACUUGCUUUUGUAACUUAGGUGUUCAGUUCAUUUUAGUAAAUGUCUAUGUUUUCACCUAAGCUAGAACAAAUAGAUAUAAAAUCAAUGGUAAGUAUAUUAAAAAAAAAUGUAACUUGCCAUACUUUGCAAAAUGUGGCUUUUAAUGGUUGAUAAUGUGAUACUCAAAUUUUUUAUAAAAAAGUAAAUCUGUAUAUAUUGAUUUUGUUCAUUAGUCUAAUAUUUAUAUACUUCUUUAACUUUACACUUAUAGAAUUAUCCAACAAUUCAAAUCUAAAACAUUAUUUUCUUUAGCAGGCCUCCAUCAAUUUUUUUUUCAAAAAUACUGUGUCUCAAAAACAGUGUAGAAUUAACUUAGAAAUGAUGGUUGAUGACAUCUGGGGAUGACAUUUAUGUAAAAGUACCGUAUGAUCGAAAAAAAAACGGCGUCCAGUUGGCUGGGAAAUGAACAUCAAUGACAUUUCCCAUAUAAAUUUACAUAUAAAAUGAUAGCGAUCUUCAUUCCAUAGCCAUCGCUGAUGCCGUUUUUUCUCGAUCAUACGGUAUUUACUAAAUGUUAUCGAUCGUCAUUUGCAAGCUAACUUGAUAGUUUUUUUUUCGAUUAUACAGUAUAUAUCCUUAACUUAUAUUCUGUUGAUAAAUUUGUAUAUGUAUGCCCUUUCUUUAAUGAAUUAUUAAUAUUCGUACUUAUAUAUAAAACCUACUUAUUACUAGUUUGAAUUGUGAAAUAUGAAAAAUUUUGGAACAUAAGAAGUGGCUAAAAUGUUAUUAGUUUACAUAUAUGUACCUACCUAUUUAUAUAUUUAUUAAUAGUGAUUGAAAUUUUAAAAGAUUUAUUUUACAAUUUUAUAAUCUAAUCAAAUCUAUAUGUGGUGUUAAAAUAUAUUGAACUAUUAAAUAA